AUGUCAAAAACAAUUGGGCUCUUGUGCCUGGUGUUGGCGUUUGUCCAUCAAGUAUACGGUAGGUUGUCGAGGACGAAACAUAAUUAAUAUUUUUAAAAAAUCAUCGAGUUCAGGUGACUGCAAUCCCGAGUUCUUUGCGCGAGGAAUCCGAUAUGAUCAAGCUGUUGAGAUAGAUUUCUAUUACACAGGGUGAGUAUGUGACAAACUGGUAUUCUUGCUAGGGAAUUAUGGAAAUGAAUUGAGAACCUAAAUUAUUUUCGAGUCUAUCUAUCCAAUCUCCAUUUCCUUUCUUCUCCACUCACCUGUUCUUUUAGGAUCAAUCUGGCGACGGUUAAAGAAUGCGCCAGCUUCUGUUCGCAACGCGAAUUCUGUCGAAGUGCCGUGUACAAUACGCGCACGAAAACAUGCGGAAUUUCCUAUGAAUACACUGUUGCGUGUGCCUCGAGAACACAAAGAUACAAGGAUUUCCAGUUGGAGGAGGGAUCAGGAACUGAUCUCGUCCAGAUCGCUUGUGUGGAUGAUUGUAGAAAUCAUGAUGAGAAGGAGACUGAUAAGAAGGGAAAGAAAGUGCCGGUAAGUGGACUAGCCUACGACCUAGUUAUCGUUGUCUCUUCUUCCAGGUUGGAAUAAUCACUGGUGAGCCGAAUGACGGUCAGCAAAAGGACAAGGACUUCUCCUCAUCCUCCUCGAACACAAUCACCGAUCCCCUGACAACUCCAUCAGUUUCCAAAGUGUCUCAAACCACUUCCAACGUGGAUUCUGACCGCCCACGCGCCGAGGGAUACGUCACCCGUCUGAUUCUCGCCAACAUUAGUGGACUGCAAGAGGGUGGAACCGGAUCGGUCGAACCGCUCACCCUCCAACAGAAUGACGCAAGUGUCGCAAAGGAGGGUAAUAAAGGUGAGAAUAUAGAAAGGAAGAAAGUUGGGUUCUCACUUACUCUUUACAAUUCGUAACGCCCCGGCGAAUUACUAGGACAUUCUUCUAUAUGUAUGGUUUCAGGUAAAGGACCCGUAUGCUACCGUACCAUCCGUCACCGUUAUCUCCUCGGCGCCAGUUUUGCGGAGCACGACGUGGAUUCGGUGAAUGACUGUCGUUGCUUGUGUGCUGCCACUUAUCAGCUGAACGGCGGAAAGUACAAGUGUCAAUCCUUCCAAUUUAGAAACAAAACUUGCACUUUGAACAGAGGAAAUCACUUGUGAGUCCGAGUCAGGUGGAUCCGAUUAACUAGAUAUGAUUCCAGGGGACAAUACGAUUUGAUCGAGCAGCGCAAGACAUUGUACCAGUAUGUCGGAUGUGAUCCACAGAUUCUUGUCGAAACUGCUUCUUCCAAGUGUCCAAACUUCAAAUCCGCUUCUGAAGUGACCACGAAAAAGCCGAAAGUUGAGCUGGUAACCGCUGAGACAGUAGAGGGAGAAAAGAAAAAGACGACCACCAAGAAACCGGCCACUACUACCAAAAAACCAAUCACAACGACUAAAAAACCAGAAAAAACAACUGUCAAGCCUAAAACUACCACCAAGGCACCGACCACAACAACUACUACCGUGGCACCAACUACCACUAGCGAAGAACCGAAGAAAGCGGCAAGACCAACUGGAAAUGAUGUUGGAGAAGAAAACGAGAUCACUCCAGCGGAAAUAGUUAUUAGUAAGUUCUAACGAGUCCAAAUUUAUGUUUAACCUCUCAAAACGUUCUAGAGAAAGAUGGAUGCUUCGAGAUUAUUCCUGACCAUUUGAUGGUUAGUGUUGCUGGCGGACUUGAACAUGACGUUUCGAUUGUAGAGUGUGAAUGCAUGUGUGCUAACAGCAAGUAAGAAUUCUCUCACUAUACCUAUAACAUUUCCACAAUUCUUAGAAAAUCCGGUCGUUACGAGUUCCAAUGUCGCUCUGCAACUUAUUACCACACCGAGAAGGAUUGUAUUCUCAACUUGGAGGACAGAAACAUAAAGAGCAAGCUGUUCGAGAAACAGUUCACCAGCCUCAAUGUCUCCUACAUCGGUCUCACAUGUGGCGUCGAUGAAUCUGUGAAGAGUCUGGAGUCGCUGCCAACUUCCGAAUGCCGUAGAACUACAUCGGAAACUUCCUCAGUUGUCCCAAAAGAGUCAAAGGCUAAGAAGAAUGGAUUGAAAUCCGAUGAAUGCUACGUGGAACUGAACGAUUUUGUCUUGGAGGGAACUGCGAUCGCGGUCGAGACUGCAGUCACGGCUGAGGUAACUUGCAUUCAAGAUUUAUCUCUGUAUAUCCUCUUUUAGGAAUGCAAAUGCAAGUGCGCCGAGGGACAAAAGUUGUACGGAGAGGAGUGCGCAUCGUUCCUGUACUAUUAUGACAGUAAGACCUGUCUGAUCAACAAGCAGAACAGGUUAGCCUCGAGAUUUCGGGAUUUUGACUUGGAUUUAGAAAACGUGGAAACUUUUUGCAGAUUCUCCAACCCGGAAAAGUUUAACUUCGUCCCUAGCAUCAAUCAGUCUAGAAGUUACUUCGAAUGGACCUGCGCGAACAAAGACACCGCCCGAAGCAAGUAUCUUGCCGAUGUUUGCAAGGUUGAGCCGGAAAAAGUCGAAGGAAACUUGCUAAACAGUGAAAGUGACCCGGUCGAAGUGAAGCAAGACGAGAAAAUGGGCGAGAAUACAGGGCGCAUGAAGAGAUUGGACGAGAAGGAGUUCUUGGACAAGAUUGAGAAGGUUGUGGAGUCUCAGGAGGAACUUGAGAGACAGAAUGAGAAGAAAGAAGACAAAAAGGCUAAAUCUGAACACAUUUUGGAUACGGAUGAGGUGUUGAAGAAGAUUGAGGAGGUUCAUAAGAAGAUUGAAGAGGCGACUACCCCCACCACCACCACCACCGAGGAGCCGAGCACUACAACUACAGAAGUUCCGAAGAAAGAAGAAGUUGAGAUGAAACCAGUUGAUGAGAAGAUUCUUAUGGAGAAAAUCAACGAGGCAGUUGGAAAACUGGAAAGAGCUGAAGAGAUAGAGGAAGAAACUACGACUACCACUGAACAACUAGAAGCCACCACUACUGCUCAAUUGAUUCUGAAUAAGAAGAGUAUGAUAUCAAGGCACCCAACUGAUUUGAAUCGUAAUUUUUCAGAGAAUUCGCACAAGGAGGUCAAAAAGCAUGGUCCCAUUGACCCUACCAAUGGUAGAAAUGGAACUGUGGCCAUGAAGACGGUUGACGAGAAGUCUCUGGAGAACUUGCUAAAACAAAAAGUAGUGGAAGGGGCUAUACUGGACAGUGAGGAACAAGAAGACGGCAAGGAAGAGAAGGACCCGAAUAAAGUGCACAUGAAGAGAGUUGAAGAAGAUGUACUCGAAAAAAUUGCCAAGAUGGAAAUCCCUGAGCCCAGUGCCGAGCAGACGCCCUCUUCUUCAUCAAGCUCUUCCGCAGAAGUUGGAAAGAGCAGCGAAUCGACGACACCAACUCAGAAACCGAAGAAAUACAGCAUUCCGGAAGCUGAAGGGCUCGAAGAUGAGGAUGUGGAGGAGCAUAUUGGAGAGGAGCUGAGCACCGGUUUGGAUGAUGAACCAACUAGCGAACCAGCACCAGAGACCACUGAAACCAUCAGCACCACUACCGCGAGCGCUGACACAACUACCAUCGCUAAGUUUGUUUCCAUCAAACUACAUAGAAGUUCACUCAAAAUGUUUUCAGACAAAAAGCCAGUGGUGUGAAGACUCACAAGUUUGACGAAAAAGUUGACAAAAGUGGAAUGCCGCUUCCAAGAAUCACAACGACCACGGAACCGACAACCACCACCGCCGGAUACCCUCCAGCUGGCCGUUGCUCCUACUCUGCCCUUUACCAGACCUCCUUCCUCGGACGCAGACUUCUCAAGGCUGUUCGUGUUAAGACCCCCGCUGAUUGCUUUGCCGCCUGCUAUGCAUUGAGAUGCCGAUCUGCAAAUCUUAUUGCCCAGGGUAACAUUUUGAAAACAAAACUUUCCGUAUACGCAAACCGUGUUCCAGGCGAGUUCAACAGCUGCGAACUGUACCGUGACUCUCUGAUCGACUACCGUAGACCUGAUAUGAUCGGAUAUGACGCCGCGACCGUGUAUUUCGAUGGAAUCAACUGCGAUGGAAAUGGAAACAACUAA
Messenger RNA from Caenorhabditis sp. 36 PRJEB53466, 4092 nucleotides. The record is from the annotation of a GenBank genome assembly. Lineage: Eukaryota; Metazoa; Nematoda; Chromadorea; Rhabditida; Rhabditidae.